This is a messenger RNA of Athalia rosae (coleseed sawfly), 610 nucleotides long. RefSeq names its product MD-2-related lipid-recognition protein-like. The record is from RefSeq and is a predicted model, not a curated record. Gene Ontology annotation, biological process: sterol transport. Gene Ontology annotation, molecular function: sterol binding. Bases 51 to 545 code for a protein of 164 amino acids. NCBI's taxonomy places the organism in Eukaryota, Metazoa, Arthropoda, Insecta, Hymenoptera, Athaliidae. The transcript is spliced from 4 exons.
CAACGCGUCGGUCUCUCCGUCACUUACCGUCAAACGUUCGACCGACAAACAUGAAGAAUUUUCGAUCCUUCGAUCGCGUCCUGAUAGCGCUUUUCGCUGUCGCCGCUAUUUCCACUACACUGGCGGAAGUCGUCGUCUGGCAACCGUGUUCGGACGAAGUUUCAGUUAGCGAACAACCCGGCUGUACCAUACACGAGGUUCGGGUUAAUCCGUGCAGAGAGGCUGCUCAGGGGAAACCUUGCAGAAUUAAGAGGGGAAGAAACGCGGGCAUCACAUUCGACUACACGCCGAAUUUCAGUUCCGAUACGCUUCAGAAUCGAGCAUACUGGACGAGACCGGGUGGCGACCUUCCGUUCAUCGGAAUGAAUUUGAACGCCUGUAAUGCCACCGUGUGCCCGAGCGUCUCCGGACAAAAGCAGACCUACAGUUACCAGCUUUCGAUAUCGCAGAGUUUUCCGGCGAGAACGUACGACGUGAAAUGGAAACUGUGGAAUCAGGAACAACAGGAAUGUUGUUUCGUCUUCCAGAUUAAACUUUACAAAUAAAAAUGUCGACAACCAGAGAAUUGUAACAAAAUCAAACGAAAUAAAUAAAAAUUGUGAAAAAAAAA